Messenger RNA from Rhipicephalus sanguineus (brown dog tick), 2501 nucleotides. RefSeq names its product KIF-binding protein-like. Gene Ontology annotation, molecular function: protein binding. Lineage: Eukaryota; Metazoa; Arthropoda; Arachnida; Ixodida; Ixodidae. The record is from RefSeq and is a predicted model, not a curated record.
GAAAUCCAAAACCCGCAAUGGCGACCUCCGACGCCGCAACGGCGUGGACCGCGAAGCUAGCCGAAUAUCGGUCUCAGUACGAGCGCGUGCGAAAGUUGAUCGACGUCGAAAGCGGCUCCGACCCGGCGACCGAGCCCUACCGGUCCAAGUACGAAGCGAGACGCAUCCUCAAGGAGCUCCUCGAAGACCUGAGCCGAGUGGAGUUCGGCGACGCACCGCGCAAGGACUUCAUCCGCGCGCUCGCAAAGUACGAGCUCGGAGUCAUCGCCACAGACACCGAAGAAGUCUCGCUCGGUCAGGAAUACUUGGAAGAAUGUCUCAGGAUCGUCGGGGAAGAACGGUAUGCGGAUCCAGAGAGCCGGCUGACCGUCGUGUGCGCCCUCAACCAGCUCGGAAUUGUUCACGUCAGGCGCGGAGACGCGACCAAGGCGUUGGAAUACUUGAAGAAAGCCGAGGCUAUCUACGCCAAGGUGAGCUCAUCGCCGGGGGAGUUGGCGAAGACCGUUAACCCGGCGGACCUCUUUCUUCCCGACGCUGCGGCCGAACAAGCCGAGGGGACGCAACGCGGAGCUAACAAUCCAAACUUCGAGCUCGCGAACGCCCACACGCUCUACUACCUCGCACAAGUCUACGAGAACCUGGGCGAGAAUGCCAAGGCCGCCAUGUACUGUCACAGCACCCUGAAGAAGGAGCUGACCCUGGAGAACUUCGACAGCAUCGACUGGUCCAUCAAUGCCGCCACGCUGUCUCAGUUCUUCAUUGCCAGGGGAGACUUCGCGGCCGGAAGGCAUCUCCUGGCUUGCUCAAGUCACGUCCUGAACGAGUACGAAAAGAAGUUGGACACCGAGACGUCGACGUCACCCGAGGAGAAGGCGGAGAAAGAGGACAAGCUGCGACACAGGUUCGCGGACGUGGCCCGCUGCUGGGCAAAGUACGGCCUCUUCCUGCUGAUAGCGUCCAGGGAAAAUCUGACAGAUUCCAAGACGACGAGCGCUAAGCCUACGGCUUGGGGGACGGACAAGAAGCCCCACGUCUUGAUCAAGUCGCCGGAGGUGAGCCGCAUCGAGGAAGACAUCACCGACAAGCUCGUCACGGAUUUCGAAGGCGCUCGUCCCGUGUUCCUCAAGUCUCAGAAGUGGCUGGAAGAUGCGAAGCGCUACUACACUCUCAAGGACCACGCUACCGACUACAUCGAGAUCGUACAGGAAAUAAGCAAGCUUUACAGGGAGCUCGCCUCCUUCGAACCCGCGCCUGACAGGAAGUGCAAGAUGCACAAGCGACGCAUCGACAUGCACGAAGAGGUCCUUAAGGAAGUCAACCCACGGUACUACCUGGGAGUCUGCCGCCAGAUCAUGUUCGAACUCGGCGAAGUCUACAGCGAGAUGAUGAGCCUGAAGCUGGCAGCACUGCCUCCGGCCGUCAGUCCGCAGUCGCCGGCCGUCAAGAAGGUCAACUCCAUCAUCGACAAGGCCAUUCGGCACUACACGUCGUUCAUAGACACGGUCAGGGAUCCCGGAGGCAAGCUUCCGGAGAGACUUCCGGAGGACCUCGCACGUCCCGUGCUGGUGGCGCACUUCUACAUCGGCCGGCUCUACUCCAGCAUAAUAGCGCAGGAGCCGCGAGAGCAGUUUGAGAACUUCGAGAAGACCAAGGAACACUACGAGUUCGUUCAGGAGUACUGCAAGAGGGUUCUGGAACACGGACAACUCGUGAGGGAUGAACUUCAGAUCAUGGCCGAACUGUUGCAGCUUAUUCCAGCGAAGCUGCAGCAGAUGAUGAGCACGACGCUUUACUGAUCUCAUUUAUUUCGUGCGAUGGGCAAUCUGUCAGUGGAUUAUGAAUAAGUGUACUUCCUCUUGCUCACUUGCUUAAUGCUUAUAUACAAUAGGACUACCUGCCAGAGACCAGUGCAAUCCACAUUUGUAUGCAUUACAUCUUCUAGUUAGCACCAAGAACAAACUGCUGAAUACGACCCUUCAUCGUUUUGCUGUGAUGCUGCUGCAAAAGCUGUGGCAGCUCAGUGAUGCUGCCAUGGGAGCCUUGUGAAUGUAUUUUGCUCAUUCAUAACAAAUACAAUGCACCCAUGGACAUUGCUCUAUAUUAGAGCUUGUGUUGAGCCAACGCCUCCUCUAAAAAGAUGCCUGCGGCGUCGCUGGCUGUCCCAUUGUAGCCGUCCGGCAGUGAGUUGUGGUCGCUUGUAGAGAGAUGGCGCCACGUACUGCCCUAUUGUUUUCAAUGGGGCUAGCAUGGUGUGACAUCGGGGGUGUAAUGUGCGCAUGCGCAUAUGUGUGUUGGAAGCGGCCACCGCAAGGAUCGCCAGCUACCACCUCCAUUAGAAACGAGGAAGAAGGGAAAGGGUAGGGCAGGAGGUUUUUGGCUCACGUGGCAGGCAUCUUUCUAGAGGAGGCAUUGGUUGAGCCCCUUGACUUAUGUAUGCUGCCAUUCUUCCUGUGUGUAUUUAAUAAACCUAGUGUUUGAUCUCACUGUAGAUGUGCCUGUAU